Molecule: messenger RNA, 165 nt
Organism: Funneliformis geosporum
Lineage: Eukaryota; Fungi; Glomeromycota; Glomeromycetes; Glomerales; Glomeraceae
Source: the annotation of a GenBank genome assembly
AUGCGCAAUGCUUCGGACCCAAUUCUUGCAGAAAACAGAGAAUUUUAUGCUACGGUGUUCUCAUCAAAGAAUGAAAUUGCUGAUGCGACUCGGGCUAUCUCUUUUUAUCAAAAUGUGUUGGUUGAAUGUGAGAACUUCCCUUAUUUUCCAAAUAGUGAAAAUUAA